Messenger RNA from Lepus europaeus (European hare), 5253 nucleotides. It is a transcript of the gene NT5C1A, whose product is annotated as 5'-nucleotidase, cytosolic IA. Gene Ontology annotation, biological process: adenosine metabolic process; nucleotide metabolic process. The transcript is spliced from 6 exons. Gene Ontology annotation, cellular component: cytosol; cytoplasm. NCBI's taxonomy places the organism in Eukaryota, Metazoa, Chordata, Mammalia, Lagomorpha, Leporidae. Bases 420 to 1337 code for a protein of 305 amino acids. Gene Ontology annotation, molecular function: 5'-nucleotidase activity; magnesium ion binding; nucleotide binding. The record is from RefSeq and is a predicted model, not a curated record.
AGUGCAUGGUGGUGUUGAGUUCUGAGCUGAGGAAGUGGGACAGGGGGUGGGGAUCAGGUUUGCCUUGGCACAUUGAGUCGCAGUGUCUGUUAGUCAGCCGGCACAGUCAGAUACACCAGGCUGGAGCUCAGUGGGCAGAUCGGAGCUGGAGGUGAAAUUUCUUAUGUAAUUGUCAUGUUUCUGGGCACUGUCUCUUCCUAAGGGCAUGGAGCUCCCAUUUGGUAAUGGGAACCAUCUGGAGACCAUCGCAAGCAUCAGUCCUGCUCUGGCCACUUACGUGGUAUUCAUUUUCUUAUCCUGUCCAGAUGGCCACGCAGGCUGCCAUCUCCCCGAGGGCCUGUCCCUCCAACACACUGUGCUCCUAGCCCAAGCCUCAGAAUGCGGUCACCGUUGCUGUGUCUUCCCGAGCCUUGUUCCGCAUGGACGAGGAGCAGCGGAUCUACACGGAGCAGGGCGUGGAGCAGUACGUGCGCUACCAGCUGGAGCACGAGAACGAGCCCUUCGGCCCUGGACCCGCCUUCCCCUUUGUGAAGGCUCUGGAGGCUGUGAACAGGCGGCUGCGCGAGCUGUACCCAGACAGCGAGGAGCUCUUCGACAUCGUGCUCGUAACCAACAACCAUGCUCAAGUCGGGGUCCGCCUCAUCAACAGCAUCAACCACUAUGACCUGUUCAUCGAGAGGUUCUGCAUGACAGGUGGAAAUAGCCCCAUCUGCUACCUCAAGGCCUAUCACACCAACCUCUACUUGUCAGCUGACUCGGAGAAAGUGCAGGAAGCCAUCGAUGAGGGCAUCGCCGCUGCCACCAUCUUCAGCCCCAGCAGAGACGUGACCGUGUCCCAGAGUCAGCUGCGUGUGGCCUUCGACGGGGACGCCGUGCUCUUCUCGGACGAGUCGGAGCGCAUCGUCAAAGCCCACGGGCUGGACAGGUUCUUCGAGCACGAGAAGGCUCAUGAGAACAAGCCUCUGGCCCAGGGCCCACUGAAGGGCUUCCUGGAGGCGCUGGGCCGGCUGCAGAAGAAGUUCUAUGCCAAGGGCCUGCGGCUGGAGUGCCCGAUCCGCACCUACCUGGUGACAGCCCGCAGUGCGGCCAGUUCUGGGGCCCGGGCUCUCAAGACCCUGCGCAGCUGGGGCCUGGAGACGGACGAGGCCCUGUUCCUAGCUGGUGCGCCCAAGGGCCCCCUCCUGGAGAAGAUCCGCCCACACAUCUUCUUUGAUGACCAGAUGUUCCACGUGGCUGGGGCUCAGGAGAUGGGCACCGUGGCCGCCCACGUGCCUUACGGCGUGGCACAGGCACCCCGGCGAACUUCACCUCCAAAGCAGGCCCCACCUGCACAGUAGCCGAGCCCCCCGCUUCAGGCUCCCCGUCGCACCCGGACACCUCGCCCUGUGGACCCUUCUAGUUCCUUCUGCAUGUCUGCCUCGUCCCUGUGAGUGCGGUGCCUGUAGGAGGUCGUGGGACUGGGCUAGCAUUCUCACCGUCCCCCGUUUAGGGCAAACUCGGGGCUGUGAGCCAGGCUGAGACAGCAGGACUGGGGCAGAGAAGCUGGGUUUCAGGGAGAAGAUGAUGGGACUGAGGGCCAGAGACACCAGGAUGCCUGGCUGGGAUGAAGACCAGCUCAGUGGAGAGCAAGAACUCUCCGGUGAGAUAGAGCGGAUCUGGCUUCGAAGCUCUAUCCUGGUCUUCAUCACACGACUUUAAGUAAGUCUGUCCCCUUUGUGGGCCUCAGUCUCCCCAGCUUUCGGGUGGUUUUCAAACUCUCCUUUAGCCAAAAAAGCUUGGUUUUUGAAGAGCACCCUCUUUUUAAAUUUUGCUAAAAAUUUAUUCAUUUGGGAGUCAGAAAAAGGGGGGGGGUCACUCCCAUCUGCUGGUUCACUUCCCCGAAGCCCAAAAGAGCUGAAGCUGGGAGCCUGGAGCUCAGUCCAGGUCUCCCAUGUGGGCAGCUGGAACCCAAUCGCUUGGGCCAUCACUGCUGCCUCCUGGGGUACACACUAGCGGGAAUCAGAGUCAGGAGUGGGGCCGGGUAUCAAACCCGGACACCUGCCCAGCCCACGUCUGCCCCCAGAUUGCCUUCUCUGAAGGAAGCGCUCUGUGCCAGGGCUGCUGCUGCAAUGGGUGGCAUCUUUGUGCCAAUUGCAAAAGGGACGUUGUCUCUAGAUGAAUAAAUGACACAAAGAUGGCCCUUCCUCUGGCCUGACCCAGACCCUCGCCAGGUUACACGGCUUGAUCCGCAGAGUGAAAGCUGGAUCUCAAGUCUCCCGCCUGCCCAUCCCUCCACCCAAGAGGCCUUUGUCAAGUGGGCAAAGUGUGCAGUGCUCCACAGCAACCCCAUCAAUAAUUUGAUGUGUUUGGAAACCACUAGACAAGAUGACCCCUCUGCUCCCUGCGAUUCUGUAACCCAAGCCAUCGGGGGUCUGUGUCCAGGUGGAAGGUUUGUGGAAAGUGACAGAAAGUGUAAAUUUCAUCAGCAUGCAGAUUAUCCUCAGGCCAGCAGGGGGCACUGCAGGCUCUUCCUAGGGAGGCGUGUUAGUGACUGCCAGAUCAAAGUUUCUUUUCCUUUUAACCAAAGUUCAGUUGUUCUUGCCCAUCAACCCCCUGCCUCAGCCUUCACUCUCCCAGUUACUGCACCUGCUGUGCCGCAGGCAAAGAGGCACAGUACCUGGCUACUACGCAGGGGGAGAAAGCACAGCGGCUGAAGCUGACGGUCACCCAGGCUGCACCCAAGGGCACGGUGCCACCUUCAUGAGGUGUGAGGCGGCCGGCGGUCUGGUCUGAGACAACGGAUACAAAGGCAGCGCCCGCUCCAAGGGGAAGGAGGUGAAGUGUACACUAGCAAAAUCCUCCAGCCUGUGAGCGCGAGGCCAGGUGGAGCUGCCCUGCAGGGAAGGAGCUCCCCGUCACUGGGAUGCUAUGCAAGGGAUUCCAGGAUGGGGCGAGCUGCACCUGGGCUGCACCAGUGGAUCCUCCACCCCUGUGGGAGCCCCCGCAGUGCCUCUUCACCGCCCCCAGCGGAGAGCUCCCUCCACCUGGCUGUCUCCGGAGAAUGUGCUGCGGUGGUGCCGGCCCCCAGGAGGACCAAGGAGGAGCUCCUUCGAGGAGUCCGAGCUGUGAGCGAGCACCUGGUGAAGGAAGCCAAAGGCAGCGUCACAGCGGGCGGGGGCUUGGCGGCACAAGGCCUGACUCUGCCCUUGGGUGGACUCAGCCUGGAGUCGGAAUGGGCACAGAUUCUGGGCACUGGGGGGCAGAAAGUUAACCCAGGAAGGAGGAAAAAGAACACGGAGAUGCUUCUUAAAACUGGCGAUGGUUUGGGCUGGAAGAGAAGUGCUGGGCUGGCCUUUUGCCAUCAGUGCUGGCAGCUCCAGCGGCCGGUCUCAGGGAGGAAGGCUUUGCCCCCACUGUGGCUGUCUUAUCAGGGGACACUGGCGCCAGUACACUCAGAAGAGCGCGCGUCGGAGAUGGCUUUGCACAAGGUCGUUUUCCUCGCAUAGCCAGGACCGCUAUGGCCAACACAGGACGCAGGCCUGGUCUGGAGUUCCCUCCACUGCCGGAGCUCUAAGCCUAGCCCAAGAACAGCCCCAACAACAUGAAAAGCAGGUGAGAGGGGAGCUUGGCCUCAGAGUCACCUUCAGUGGGGGCCAGACCACAUGACAGCCAUCUGCUGCCAGGAUCAGAAUCGCCCCUUGGAGGAGUCUCCAGGACUCAUGGAGCUGGUAGUUCUAUGAAGCUUGCAAGGCUGGGUACGGCCCAGGCUUCCGAAUGGCAUUAAGCUGCCUGGCCCAGGGGUGGGGUGACCCAUGCACUGGGACAGCGGCACCAGAUGUCACCCAAUUGAGAUAAACUCCAGAGAUUCUGAGACCUAUGAGGUCCUGCCCCGGGGGCCGAGUGAUGAACAGCUGCUCUCAGGAAGCAGAAUGGCACUGGAAACACUAAGAUAAGGUGCAAUAAAAGCUGUGGAUCUUCCUGGAGCCACCACUAACAGACAGGGACAGACAGCCCCAGGCAGUCCAAAUUCUAUUACAGAAACCACAGGGAGCAUCUCUGGCCUGGGAGUAAACGGCCGAGGUGCUGGGGGCUGGCAUAGGCCACAGCCAGACAGCCCUGAUGGUCUCCUGCGGGGAGCAGUGUUUAUUGCAUCAUCUGGAAAUUACAAAGCCAGAGGAGCUCCACAGCCCCAGGCCUGACUGGGGACCGCAUGGCUCGGGCAGAGAGGCCUCCACUUCUGAAAAUCUGCACCCCUUCCAUGGAAAGCACCAUUUCCCAAAGAAGUGCUGCAGAACACGGUUCCCAGCACAGGCUGGUCCGCAGUGCUGAUCCCGCGGGGAGCAGACACGCUGCUACACACUGAGGUUGCCAAGAUCGCUGCACAACAGCCCUCUGCCUGGCCUGAGAGCCCCAUCAGAGUAGCGGAGAUGUAGCAGACUAUACCAGGAAAAAAACAAAACAAAACAGAAACCAGCAAGCAAUUCAAAUCCAAGGUCGAUUUGGCAUUAUAGUAAUACCCAGCUCGUGUGCACCAGCACAAACUCAGAGUAAAAUACUGAAAUGCCUCCACACCAGGAGGGUCCCUCGGAGGCCGUGGUGGCCAUGGCCCUUCCACUGUGAACUUUCCCAUUUUCUCACAACCCAGCCUGCAGGCGGCUGCACCAGCCCUGUGGCCAGAGAACCCUCUGUUUUAUGGUGUCCCAGCCAUGCUGGCUUAGGAGGUAAAAUAACUUGUUCAAGGCCCCACAGCGCUGGAACUGAAACUCGUAUCUGUCUGAUGCUGGGACCAGGCUCUCAACCAUUUUGCCAUCCUGUUUCUAGAAGAGAACUUUGGAAACUUCACGGAACAACGAAGAAAAUACCAUGCAUGGAUUGCAAACCAAUUUUGCACCAAAAUAAGCUUAUCUUUGAAGUCCAUUUCCGGUGAACUUUCUGAAAUACCCUUGUCUAUUCCCAUACGGACGCCCGUGUCAAGAGAAACUUCUGAGGCCUUUGCUGAAGACGUGUUCCCAGCAGUCCUGUUGGCUUCCUGCCUGCUGGAAUGCAUUGGAGCGGGUACAUGUUUGCUUUGGCUUCCUGCAUAGCAAGAAACCGAUUUAAAUGAGAGCCAAACAUUUACAAAUCCCCCCGAAGCACUUCCCAGCAACACCCGAGUUCUCUGGAUCCCAGUUUGAAGACUCCUGUCUUGGAUUAAUGCUGUUCUGGCAAACCACAGAAGCCUGGGCCUCAUCUGACCCGAUACCUACUUUUGUAAAGAAAUCUUUUUUUUUUUUU